Messenger RNA from Pollicipes pollicipes, 2134 nucleotides. RefSeq names its product protein DENND6B. The record is from RefSeq and is a predicted model, not a curated record. The transcript has 12 exons. Gene Ontology annotation, molecular function: guanyl-nucleotide exchange factor activity. Gene Ontology annotation, cellular component: recycling endosome. Bases 381 to 2111 code for a protein of 576 amino acids. NCBI's taxonomy places the organism in Eukaryota, Metazoa, Arthropoda, Thecostraca, Pollicipedomorpha, Pollicipedidae.
GAACAGCUGUAAAGCAAGAAGACUAAUCACGGAAACACACUGCUGGAGAUCUGGCUUAAGGAAAGAAAGGGUGGUGUCUACAAGUGGUUAUUCAAGAUUCGUGGUGUAUUUCUAUAUCGAAUUCAGUAAGCUGUUCGAAGGCUGCGUCUGUCUCCACCCCACGGUUCAUUAAGCAUACACUAUCGCGUACAGACUGACCUUGGCCGCAAUAAGUACGGAAGAGGAUUGCUCCCGCCCACGUACCUAUCUUCCAAAUUCGCCUUCGCCCAAAGCAUACUCCUGCACCACCUUGAACUUACCGACCUUCGUUGGAAGUGGAAGUCAUGAAAGGGAGCUUUGGCGGAGAGUGCUUGCUGUGCCAGCAGUGAACCGGAGACCACAUGAUGGAGGAAACAAGGCGGGGAUCUUCCAGCUGCCCCGACAUUGGGAAGAUGAUUCCAUGGAAUGCAUUUGAUAACUGGGUGCAUGCAAUAUGUGUUGUUACUUUUGACCUGGAGUUGGGACAGGCAAUGGAGACGGUGCUGCCCAGCCCUAGCCGGCUGGCGGACCAGGAGCGCUCCAGCGUCUGCUACCUCGCCUUCCCCGACUCCAACUCGGGCUGCAUGGGCGACACGCAGUUUCACUUCCGCCUGAUGCGGGCCGAGUGUGACGGCGGGCUGUCGGCCGCGCAGACCAGGUACAACAGCGAGUGUCCGCCGAGCCUGCAGAUCGAGAGCGCGUUCCUGUAUGGGUUCGCCUACUUCCGACAGGUCAAGGACAGGUCACUGCGUCGAGGCUACUUUCAGAAGUCGGUGGUGCUGCUCACCAGGUACCCGUUCGUGAACCUGUUCAGCAAGGUGGUGGGCCUGCUGGCGCCGGAGUACUUCGACGGCGACGGCGACGCGCUGGCGGCGGCGUGCGCCGACAUAGACCGGUGGCCGGACCCCGUGCCGGGCCAGACGCUCGGUCUGCUCGUCCGAGGGCACCUCUUCCAGGUGCGGCUGCCGGCGCAGCAGGACAGGAUGUUGACCUGUGCGCCACUGCCGGCCUCGCCGGCCCGCCGGCCGGCCGCGGCCAGCACGCUGGUGGCCAGCGUGCACGAGCCAGACCUGUUCUCGGCGCUGCAGCCGCUGCUGGCACACGCCCAGCUGCUCUGGGAGCUGGUCAUCACGGCCGAGCCGCUGGUCGUCAUGGCGACCACGCCGGCCGUCUGCAGUCACGUGGUGCAGGCGCUGGUCAGUCUGGUGUGGCCGCUGCGCUACUGCGGCGACUACCGGCCCUUCUUCACCAUCCACGACACCGACUUCAAGGACCUGACGCAGCUGGGCGGGAGCCAGGCUCCGCCGCCCGUCAUCCUGGGUGUCACCAACCCGUUCUUCGCCAAGACGCUGCAGCAAUGGCCGCACAUCCUGCGCAUCGGCGGGCCGGCCGGCGGACGCUUGGCUGGUACCACGCAGAAGAACAAGAUUAGGAAAGGCGGCAGUCUAAAGACCGUUGACUCGAAGCCCGGCCUCUACACACAGUACAAACCAUUUCUACAGAGAGACAAGACGAUACAGGGCAAGCUGCAGCGGGGACAGGCGACCGAGCGGCCGCAGGAGGCGCAGAGCGCCUUGCUACGGCGCUACCUGCUGGAGCUGACGCAGAGCUUCGUGCUGCCGCUGGAGCGCUACAUCGCCACGCUGAUGCCGCUCCAGCGCAGCAUCUCGCCGUACAAGGCGGCGCCGGUGAUGCGCCCGUUCAACCCGGACGACUUCUGCCAGCGCCUGGGCGACUCCGGGCCUCAGCUCACCACCGGAAUCAAAGGAGACUGGGUGGGGCUGUACCGACGCUUCUUCCGUUCGACCAACUUCAGCCACUGGUUCAACGAGCGUCACGACGAUAUCAGCCGCAAGCUGCAGGCCCUGCACUUGGAGGCGCUCAGUGACGCGGACGUGCUGACCUGGGUCAAGGACAAGCAGGAGGUGGAGGUGGUGGACCUGGUGUUGCGGCUGCGGCGCAAGCUGGCUGACGCCGACACAGACCGACUGCCGGUGCACGCCAGCACGUUGGCCAAGCUGCGGCUCCAGCUGCGCGACGUCACGCGCAGCCUGCCCGAAGACGUGCGCGCCGUGCUGAAGCAGCCCAGCUGACCGCCGCCGGACGCUCCGGUGGC